Messenger RNA from Papaver somniferum (opium poppy), 1275 nucleotides. Its product is annotated as aspartic proteinase nepenthesin-2-like. Lineage: Eukaryota; Viridiplantae; Streptophyta; Magnoliopsida; Ranunculales; Papaveraceae. Gene Ontology annotation, molecular function: aspartic-type endopeptidase activity. The coding region runs from base 1 to 1275 and encodes 424 amino acids. Gene Ontology annotation, cellular component: extracellular region. Gene Ontology annotation, biological process: proteolysis. The transcript has a single exon. The record is from RefSeq and is a predicted model, not a curated record.
AUGGCAAUGAAUCCCAAAGGCUUUACUUUGCGGAUGAUUCACAAAGACUCUGAAGAAUCACCCUUUUUCAACCCUCUUGAUCAUUUGAUCACACAAGAUGAAAGAUUUCAAACCCUCAUCGACCAAUCCAGAGCUCGAGCACGACACAUUGCUUCAAAAAUAGAUCCUGAUAUUGAUGUGCCGGUGGUUUACGAUGAAGGAACAUUUUACUACGCUGCACAUGUACGUAUAGGUACAUUUCCUGAUAUACAGCCACCAUUCAUGAAUUACUAUUUCUUGAUUGAUUCAGGUAGUGAUCUUACUUGGCUUCAAUGCGAAGGUGCGACACAAUUUUUCAAUCAAGAUUCGCCUCUUUAUCCUUGGAAUAAUUCACAAUCAUAUAUUCCUGCUGGUUGCCAGGAUCCUAGUCCUGGCUGCGAUAGAUGCGAUGGCUACGGCCAAUGUGUUUACACAUUAUCUUAUGGGAGUUCUCAAGUUACAUCUGGUGUUAUUGCCAAAGAAAACUUCACUUUUACUGGAGGCCAUGAAACUAUUCAACUAUUAAUGGGCUGUGGUUUACGCCAAGCAAAUUUUACCAUGGGUGAUAACGGAAGUAAAGGGAAACCUGAUCUUAUCGCAGGAAUCAUUGGUUUAGGAAGAGGUCCACGCUCUUUCGUAACCCAAUUAGGUCCUCGUGGAGGUAAAUUUUCCUACUGCUUUGAGAAAUAUAGCGGGGGAAACACAUAUUUAAAUUUUGGUGCAGAUGCCACGAUUGGAGGCCAAGUUCGCACAACUCCCAUGGUACGAACCAACUUUGUGACAUCGUAUUAUUACUUGAAUCUUGUGGGUAUCAGCGUGGGUGGUGAUAGAGUGCCAAUUCCAAGUAGUGAAUUUGAGAUUAACCAAGAUGAUCAAACUAGCGGUUGCAUCAUAGAUUCGGGGGCUCCAUGGACGACCAUGUAUAGAAACAUUUUUGAUAGAGUUGCACAGUCUGUAGAGGAUUAUUUUCUGAGUAAUAAUGGUAUGCGUCGUGCAGGGUUUACCGGAAGCUGGGUUUGUUUCAUUCCUAUACUUGGAAAAGAGUAUACAAAACCCAUCAUAAUAUUUCAUUUUGAACAGGCUGAUUAUGUUGUUUCAGAGACUUGGUUUGAGAGGCAAGGAAAUAUUUGUUUAGCAAUGGUUAGUUCGGAUUCUAAUACGCCGGCUGUGCUUUUAGGAGCAUUCCAACAGGUUAAUAAGAGGAUUUUGUAUGAUAAUAUGGAUAUGUCGCUCUCAUUUGUAGAUGAGAACUGCUGA